Messenger RNA from Postia placenta MAD-698-R-SB12, 492 nucleotides. RefSeq lists its product as hypothetical. NCBI's taxonomy places the organism in Eukaryota, Fungi, Basidiomycota, Agaricomycetes, Polyporales, Adustoporiaceae. The record is from RefSeq and is a predicted model, not a curated record. The transcript is spliced from 3 exons. Bases 1 to 492 code for a protein of 163 amino acids.
AUGCAGUUCACAGCCGCGUAUUGUUCGGUCCUGAUUGCAUGUAAUGCCUGGACAUCGUCAGAGCGCCAGCGCGUCCGUGUCGCCGACGGGCCUGCCGCCGCAGCCGAGCGCGUCGCCCAAAGUGCACGUGAUGACAUAUACCCGGGCAACGCGUCUGAGAUCACCGUCUGCACUGCAGCCAUCUCGGCGAUGGACGACCACACACCACCCGGCGACACGCACGGCGGGCACGUCGAGCACGCCUACGCUGUGUCCCCUCCGCAUUUUGCCUUUGACGACGCGUUCUCCGACGCCGACGAUGCCGAGGAGAGGCUCGAGUUCUCACCCGAGGCCAUUCGCGAAGAUAUCGCGAAGACGUUCACGAACCUCGACAAACACGUAGCACAGGACGAGGCAGAGGAUUUUGCGAGGAAGAUUGGGCGGGCGGUCGCGCGGGCCGCUCAUCCUGGUGCUGCCGAAAGGGGGUAUAUUGACAAUGAGAAUGCACUAUAG